This is a messenger RNA of Periophthalmus magnuspinnatus, 2382 nucleotides long. RefSeq names its product thyroid stimulating hormone receptor (gene tshr). Gene Ontology annotation, cellular component: membrane. NCBI's taxonomy places the organism in Eukaryota, Metazoa, Chordata, Actinopteri, Gobiiformes, Gobiidae. The transcript is spliced from 10 exons. The record is from RefSeq and is a predicted model, not a curated record. Gene Ontology annotation, molecular function: thyroid-stimulating hormone receptor activity; protein binding. Gene Ontology annotation, biological process: G protein-coupled receptor signaling pathway. The coding region runs from base 89 to 2338 and encodes 749 amino acids.
AUCCUAGUGGACUUUUACGCGUAUUUGGAGACUGCAAAUUCACCAAAGGACCAUUUAUUUGGGAAGUUAUUUUUACUGUGCUUUGAGUAUGCAGGUGCUGUUUGCGUGCGUCUUGUUUUCGCUGUUGACGCAGUCCACGUGCGCAAUGGCCGAAGCUGAAGCGUGUCCAGACUCGUGCGAGUGCGAGCCCGGGAACAAAAUCUACUGCGUCGGGAUUGAUCUUAUUCCCAAGUUCCCAGCCAGUACGGAGUAUCUAUAUCUUUUGGAGACACAUAUUCCAUCAGUGCCAACAGAUGUCUUCUCACACAUGGUCAACAUUUCCUGGAUAUGUAUCUCCGUGGACACGUCGCUGGAGAGAUUGGAAAUGCACUCGUUUUCUGGGCUAAAGAAUAUCGCCCACAUAGAGCUGAGAAACUUAAAGAGUCUGACCUACAUCGACCCAGAAGCCUUCCACAAUCUGCCAAGCCUCAAAUACCUGGGGCUUUACAACACGGGUCUCAUGCUCUUCCCACAUCUGAACAACAUCAACUCAUUUGACCCAAACUUCAUUUUGGAGAUAGUGGAUCACCCGUACAUGACCGAGAUCCCAGCCAACGCAUUCCAUGGCAUCACGACUGAAUUGCUGACAGUGGCGUUGUUUGGAAAUGGCUUUAAAGAGAUUCAUCAUUAUGCCUUCAAUGGAACCAGGCUUGAACAAGUUGACCUUCACAGGAAUAAGUACCUGACUAGGAUUGAUGAAAAGGCGUUUGGAGGCACCAUCAGUGGCCCCAUGCUACUAGACGUGUCUGAAACAGCCAUCAGCUCUCUGCCCACUCUCGGGAUGGGCAGUCUGCGUGAGCUCAAGGCACGAGACGCCCGGGCCCUGAAGAAACUCCCCCCCAUUAAAACUUUUGUGAACCUGCGCAGCGCCAACCUGACCUACCCCAGCCACUGCUGCGGCUUCAAGAACAUCAAGAAGAAACUAGGCUAUCUGGAGUACUUUCUUUGCAACUUAACCGCUUUCAACGACCAGCACCACAAGCGCUCGGUGGGACCCUUACUCAUGCCCUCCCUCCAGGAUGACGUCAUGUCCGACCCCGUCCCAGACCAGGAGACCAACGAGGACUUCCUGAAGGAGCAGGGUUUCCACAGCAGCCUGCACUACCAUCUCUAUUUCGGGGGCCAGUCUGACGACGUCGUGGGAUUUGGAAAGAACUUUAAAAACCCCCAAGAGGACAAUACCCAGUACUUCGAUAGCCAGUAUAAUUACAUAGUGUGUGAUGAUCGGGCGGAGGUAGCGUGCUCGCCUGUCCCGGAUGAAUUUAACCCUUGCGAGGACAUCAUGAGGUUUACCUUCCUUCGAGUGACAGUGUGGUUUGUUAGCUUGCUAGCCGUUCUGGGCAAUGUCGUAGUUCUCAUUGUUUUGCUAACUAGCCACUACAAGCUAUCCGUCUCCCGCUUUCUAAUGUGCCAUUUAGCCUUCGCCGAUCUUUGCAUGGGAAUAUACCUACUUCUUAUUGCUUCUGUAGACCUCCACACAAGAAGCGAGUAUUUCAAUCACGCUAUAGACUGGCAGACAGGCCCCGGUUGCGGACUAGCUGGAUUUUUUACCGUUUUUGCUAGCGAGCUAUCGGUAUACACGCUGACAGUGAUCACGCUAGAACGGUGGUACGCCAUCACCUUUGCCAUGCGGUUGGAUAGAAAGCUACGGCUCUGUCAUGCUGCGGUUGUCAUGGUAGCCGGGUGGAUUUUUUGCUUUAUAUUAGCACUACUUCCGCUAGUUGGCGUUAGCAGCUAUCAAAUGGUUAGCAUAUGUCUUCCGAUGGAUACCAAAUCAACAGCAGCUCAAGUUUAUAUCCUUUUCGUGUUACUUCUCAACAUCGUAGCAUUUUUUGUAAUAUGUGCUUGCUACUUUAGAAUAUAUUGCGCAGUACACAACCCUCAUUAUCGUUCUGGGUCAAAAGAUACCAACAUUGCUAAGCGUAUGGCCGUGCUAAUAUUUACCGACUUUCUCUGCAUGGCGCCGAUUUCGUUUUACGCUAUAUCCGCAGCUAUGGACCGCCCCCUUAUCACAGUGUCCAAUUCUAAAAUCCUAUUGGUUCUGUUUUACCCGCUCAAUUCUUGCGCUAAUCCAUUCCUGUAUGCUAUUUUUACCAAAGCGUUCAGAGGAGACGUUUUCAUUCUCCUCAGUAAAGUGGGGUUAUGCCAGCAGAGGGCGCAGUUGUUCAGGGGGCAAACCGUUUCGUCGAAAGGGAGUAGCGGGACGUCGCAGAUUCGGAGGGGAAGGGACAAAAACGUGGAGGCGCAGAAGAGGUCCAUCUCGGAAAAUGCUCUGGACAAACUUCUCAGAAUACAGUAGCAGACCAGUCCUGAUGAAAGCCAAAGUCUAUUUAGUACGUGAGA